AUCAUUAUUUAUGCAUGAAAGGGUUCAUUUGAAUUGUGUCUGUUUUCCAGAAGACUGCGGUUCAAGUACCGGUACCUGUUCCUGCUGUGCGUCAUUCUAUUGUUUUAUUCCAUUUGGAAGAACAAGUCGCUUCUCCGUCAGCACUCCUGGUGGUUGACGGACGAGACCCAUUAUGCCAAAGCCCCUCAUAACCAGGUCCAUCCUAAGCACCAAGUCAAACUGGAUGAGAACAAUCCCAGCAACAUGGGGAACGCUGGGGGCACGCAGUACCACCUGGCGUACCCGCGGAACUAUCACUUCCUCAUGGAUGUUGGCGACGUGUGCGAGAGUCGUGCGCCUUUCCUGGUGCUGAUGGUUCCGGUGGAGCCUAAAAACGUAGCGGCCCGGGACGCCAUCCGCAGCACGUGGGGCAAGGAGAAAGUAGUCCAGGGCAAGAAGGUCUUGACUCUUUUCGUGCUGGGCCUGGCCGAGGGGCCCAAUCUGCAGCGAGAGAGCGAGCUGCACGGCGACUUGAUCCAGAGUGACUUCAGGGACACUUACCGCAACCUAACCAUCAAGACCAUGGUCAUCAUGGAUUGGCUGGCCACGCGCUGCCCGACGGCCGACUACGCCAUGAAGAUCGACUCGGACAUGUUUCUCAACAUCGACAACCUGGUGCUGAUGCUGCAGAAGCCGGACAUUCCCCAAACUGACUACCUGACCGGGCACCUCAUGCGGAACUCACCGGUCAUUCGCAGUAAGAGCUCCAAGUGGUACGUCUCAGAGGAGACGUUCCCUGAUCGGGUAUACCCUCUUUACACUUCGGGCACCGGGUACGUGUUCUCCAAUGAUCUGCCCCGCAAGUUGGUGGAGAUCUCUAAAAGGAUCAAGCCCUUCGACAUGGAGGACGCUUAUGUGGGAAUGUGCAUGAAGGAACUCGGACUGGCGAUCCCGUCGCCGCCUGAUCCCUCCCAAUUCCGAGCCUACUACAAUAAGUUCGAGCGCUGCAUGUACUCCAAGAUCAUCACCUCCGUUGUCAAGUCCCCAACACAGCUGAUCGAUUUCUGGGGGCAGCUCAAGAUGGCGCCUGGACCGCCUUGUUAAGACACUUGUUGCUGUGCUUGGAUUCACUCACUAUUCAACUAUCCGCUUUGUCAAGGGUGUCAAAUCCCUCCAAAUUACUGAUUCAUUGUAAACAUUUACUUAUUGUUGUGACUAUUCAAAUAUUUAAAAAUGCUGUCGAUUGCAAAUUUCCCCCGUGUGGGACAAAUAAAGGUUAUCUUAUCGUGUCUUAUUUCACUCACGACGUUGAUUUUCACGAUGACUGUAAGAUGUCUCUUAUUCAAUGAAGUUGGCUGCCAGAAAA
Molecule: messenger RNA, 1345 nt
Organism: Hippocampus comes (tiger tail seahorse)
Lineage: Eukaryota; Metazoa; Chordata; Actinopteri; Syngnathiformes; Syngnathidae
Product: beta-1,3-galactosyltransferase 2-like
Exons: 1
Coding region: 244-1083 (279 amino acids)
Biological process (GO): protein O-linked glycosylation
Cellular component (GO): Golgi membrane
Molecular function (GO): N-acetyl-beta-D-glucosaminide beta-(1,3)-galactosyltransferase activity
Source: RefSeq, a predicted model, not a curated record